Messenger RNA from Cricetulus griseus (Chinese hamster), 3930 nucleotides. The record is from RefSeq and is a predicted model, not a curated record. NCBI's taxonomy places the organism in Eukaryota, Metazoa, Chordata, Mammalia, Rodentia, Cricetidae.
CCUAAUAUUGGCAUGGAAUUUAAAACCAGCUUUUAGGCUUUUCAGGGACGUGUCAUGCCUGCCGUUUCCCCAAGUGCCCUCUUUAUCUUAGAAUGCUUUAUGGGUAGGCCCUGUGAGGGUGGAUUCACCGAGAGGAGGUUUGAAAAAGAAAAAAAAACAACAACACUGUUCCUUAAUGAAGUUUUCACUAGCUGUACGUGACUCCCCCAGAUUAUUACAGAGAGGAAAAAGCUGGAAUCUGAGAGAUAGACCCCAGAUAAACUGUAAGAUUCUAGAAGAGGUGAUGGCUGUGGCCCUGGGCUGUGCAAUCCAGGCCUCGUUGAAUCAGGGCUCUGUGCUGCAAGAGUAUGACACUGACUGCGAAGUCUUCCGACAGCGCUUCAGGCAGUUCCAGUACACAGAAGCUGCUGGGCCUCAUGAAGCCUUCAACAAACUCUGGGAGCUUUGCUGUCAGUGGCUGAAGCCAAAGAUGCGUUCUAAGGAACAAAUCCUGGAACUGCUUGUGCUAGAGCAAUUCCUAACUAUUCUGCCCACAGAAAUAGAGACCUGGGUGAGGGAACACUGCCCAGACAAUAGAGAAAGAGUUGUGUCACUCAUUGAAGACUUACAGAGAGAGCUUGAGAUACCAGAACCACAGAUCGACAUGGAUGACAUGCUCUUGGAAGAACUGGCACCAGUUGGAACAGUACCCAUGCCACCCAACUUGCACCUGGAUGCACCAGAACUGCAAGUAAUGGAACCUGUCCAGGAGCCCCCAGUGCCAGAGGCCUGGAUUCCACAACCAGGACCACAGGAUCUGAACUACAGUGCUGAUGCUGAAUGCCAGUCCUUUCUGGACCCUGGUUAUCAGUUACCAAAGCUUGACAUGAACUUCCCAUUGGAUCAUAGAGAAGAGCCAUGGGUGAAAGAGUUACAGGAUCCCAAAGAAAUGAAACAGUUGCUUGAUUCCAAGAUUGGUUUUGAGAUGGGAAUAGAAAAUGAAGAAGAUAGUUCAAAAGAGAAGAAACUGGAAACCAUGUACCCAUUUGUUGUAACUUUAGAAGGGAAUGCUCUCCAUGGGCCCAUUCUGGAAAAAGACUAUGUGCAAUUAGAAAAUCAAUGGGAGCCAUCCCCAGAGGAUUUACAGACAGAUCUAACAAAACUUGUGGAGCCUCAGAACUCUUCUCUAGGAGAGACACCUGAGAGCUCCAACUUGGAAGAACCUCUCAACCCGAAGCCUCCCAAGAAAAAGAGUCCUGGGGAGAAACCUCACCGAUGUCCUCAGUGUGGAAAAUGCUUCGCUCGGAAGUCACAGCUUACCGGGCACCAGAGAAUUCAUUCAGGAGAGGAGCCUCACAAAUGCCCUGAGUGCGGGAAAAGGUUCCUGAGGAGCUCUGACCUUUAUCGACAUCAGCGACUUCACACAGGAGAGAGACCCUAUGAAUGCACUGUCUGUAAAAAGCGAUUCACUCGGCGCUCACACCUUAUUGGGCACCAGAGAACCCAUUCUGAAGAAGAAACAUAUAAAUGUCUUGAGUGUGGAAAGAGCUUUUGUCAUGGAUCAAGUCUCAAAAGACAUCUGAAAACUCAUACAGGUGAAAAGCCUCAUAGAUGUCAUAAUUGUGGGAAAAGUUUUAGUCGCCUGACAGCGCUUACUUUGCACCAGAGAACACACACAGAGGAGAGACCUUUUAAAUGUAGUUAUUGUGGGAAAAGCUUUAGACAGAGACCAAGCCUUGUAAUUCAUUUAAGAAUCCACACAGGGGAAAAGCCAUACAAGUGUAGUCAUUGUUCUAAAAGCUUCAGGCAGCGAGCAGGCCUUAUCAUGCACCAGGUCACACACUUUAGAGGACUUCUUUAAGAAUGGUUAAGAGAAGCAGGUCAAAGUUAACAUUGGAGCCUGCAGUAGCUGGUGAUCUUAGAAGCCUUUGCUCUGAACUUAUAAGUACAGCUUUGAGGGGUGCUAUUUUUCAAAACCAUCUUUCAAAGUGUAAGAGCUCGAGAGUGUGUAUCUAGUCUUACAGUUUUUUUCUGAAUUUAAUACACUCUGUCUUUUUCUGUUGUCUAAUUGCAGUGGAAUUUUUUGGUUCCAAGGCAACUAUUUGAUAAGCAUAGACACAAAGCAUAUAAACGGUGGCAGUUGUUUAUAGGUAGAACCAAUACAAUGGAUGAACAACAGUGUCUGCUAUAGCACUACCACACUUGUUGUCCUGUAUAAUUAUUAAAGACAACCAUAUGAAAGCAACCAUUUAGAUAGAUGUGCCUCAUGUGCCAAGAAACGAGGCAGCGAAUUUUGUCAAACAAUAAAAAUGUUUCAGUGGGAUUAGAAGGAAGAGGGUGUCGUUGGCCUAAGGAACAGGCUUGUUUCCAUUUACAGUUUUAUGCUUGGAAUUGUGAUUUUUAAGUUUGGACUUUUGUGGCAUUCCCUGCUCUGCUUAGUUGACCGUCUGGUGAUGGUGAUUAAAGUAGAGUUCUAGGCUUGUAACUGUUUGCUAAGUCGAGCGGAAAUAACUUGCAGUUGAAGUUGUACAAGUAGAAUGUAACUUUAUUUAGAUGGACUGAAGAAUAAGUAUCUGUGUUUUUUUCAUUCUGCCUUGGUAUUAUCUCAUGUUUAUUUCAGUGCUUUUGAAAUUGUAUCAUUUUCUAACUCAGUGUCUCCCUAAGUAUGUGUUAUAUAACGCUUUUUUCUGCAAAUAAUUUUGGGAAUUGCUUGUAGCUGUUUGUCCUUCGUAGAUUUGUUAAGCACAUCAGCAUAUGAGACUCUGGGAAAGGCCCUGGUUUAGGAAAGGAGGCUAGGGUGCCUCUUGUAGUUCAGUGCUUUCCAAACUUAUUUGACCCCGGGAUCUUUCAUGUACACAUGAAAAUAUUACUUGUGGUAAUAUUCUGCAAGGAUCCCGUGGGACACAUCGCCUUAAACCAGUGUCUGUAGCUAUCAGUGUAGUCCUGUAGUUCUAAACCUAGUGAUUUACAGUUGCCAGGAUUUUAUAAAAAAAUUAUUUGAAAAUAUACAUCUUUUGUAUUAUACACACAUCAUUUCAAGGACAUCAUCACUAAUUCACAUAAUUUGUGGGUUACUUAGUGAUUUGCAGCCUCUGAAUUUUAAUUAUACUUACACACACACACACACACACACACACACACACACACACACACACACCUUCCAUUUUAAGAGGGGAAGGUCACUAAUUCACAUAUUAUGAAUUACCUAGUGAUUCUUAACCUUUUUGAAUUUUACUUAUCACACACAUUCAUACACAUACAGAGUUGCUACUUAUAUAAAUGUUCUCAUGUAAUCAUAGUAACAACUCAAAUCUCAUAGUAAGGGAGAAAGUCAUUAUGAAUUAAAGUUGUUGAUAUGUGAAAAUACUCGUUGAGCUUAGUCCUUGUUAUUAGAUACAAGAAGUGGGACAUUCAAAUAUAUUCCCUAUAUGAAGAUACACAGUCAUCUUUAAAGUAUAACUAAGGAAAAUAGGUCUCUUCAUUGCAUUCAAGUUCUUUGAAGUGAUAUAUAAGUAUUUGGCGGGUAUGUAUCAUGUGCCUAACUUGUCCUGUUCUAGUCUUAAUGGAAGCUAGUAACAAAACACAAUUCAUGUGUAAGGCUCAAAGAGUUUAUAAUAUCUCUAAUUAAACAAGAGUUGGGAAACAAAUGAAGAACAAUACAAGAGAGCUUGUAAUUAAGUGCCAAAUCAUAUGAAGUGCCAGAGCCAGGAUGUGUCUUUAAUUCUUGGCAUCCAGGUCCCUGUAUGAUGCUGCUAAUAAAUCUGGGAUUAAGAUUAGACCCCAGCCACAUAGGAGGAGUCUGAAUGUAGAGAUUAAAAGUACAGAAUGUAAUGGCUUUUCUCUCUCUCUCUUUUGGAAUUGCAUUCAAACCAGAACAGUGCCUUAGAAAUGGAUGUGCCCAACUGCUCUGUAUUUAUACACUAUUUUAAUAAAGUGGAAAUGUAUAUAUGA